Molecule: messenger RNA, 1533 nt
Organism: Camellia sinensis
Lineage: Eukaryota; Viridiplantae; Streptophyta; Magnoliopsida; Ericales; Theaceae
Product: mitochondrial uncoupling protein 2
Biological process (GO): transmembrane transport
Source: RefSeq, a predicted model, not a curated record
GACGACAAUAAAAAUACCUUUGGAAAGCUGUCAGAUUUCCAUUGACUAAAAGAUUAGUUAUUUAUUUAUAUAUAUAAACUCCAUACUAUAUGAUAUGAGCUUUUCUUCAAUAUCACUCACUCUUUUCUCUCCCACCGCAAUCCCCCACUUUAAAGUUUAACCAACCGAUUCGUUAAAGUCAAACUUGACACACACAUCUCUGGCUACUCCGAUCGAUCUCGCAGCCCAAUGGCAGAUCCCAAGGCCAAUUCUGAGAUCUCAUUCGCCGGAACCUUCGCUAGCAGCGCUUUCGCCGCCUGUUUCGCCGAGUUGUGUACUAUUCCUUUAGACACUGCUAAGGUUAGGCUUCAGCUCCAAAAGAAAGCCAAUACAGAGGAGGAAGCUGGUGUUCCUAAAUACAGGGGAAUGUUGGAUACUGUUGCUACUAUUGCUAGGGAAGAAGGUUUAAUAGCACUUUGGAAAGGCGUCAUACCUGGAUUGCAUCGUCAGUUUCUAUAUGGAGGUUUAAGGAUUGGAUUAUAUGAGCCUGUCAAGGCCUUUUUUGUUGGCAGUGAAUAUGUUGGGGAUGUUUCUUUAUUCCAGAAGAUACUUGCUGCUCUGAUUACUGGUGCUCUAGCAAUUGCAGUGGCUAAUCCAACUGAUCUUGUGAAAGUUCGACUUCAAGCUGAAGGUAAUCUGCUGCCUGGAUUGCCUAGGCGGUAUUCUGGAGCAUUGAAUGCUUAUUACACCAUAAUGAAACAGGAAGGACUGGCAGGUUUGUGGACAGGGAUUGGGCCUAACAUUGCACGAAAUGCUAUUAUAAAUGCUGCAGAACUAGCUAGUUAUGACCAAGUGAAAGAGACAAUUCUGAAAAUUCCAGGGUUCACAGACACUGUUUUUACCCAUCUACUAGCUGGUUUAGGUGCAGGGUUCUUUGCAGUCUGUAUCGGUUCUCCCGUUGAUGUGGUUAAAUCUAGAAUGAUGGGAGAUUCUAUCUACAAAAGCACCUUAGAUUGUUUCAUCAGAACUUUGAAGACCGAGGGACCUUUUGCCUUCUAUAAGGGAUUCCUCCCAAAUUUUGGCCGGCUUGGAAUUUGGAAUGUGAUCAUGUUUCUGACUCUGGAGCAAGCCAAGAAAUUCUUUGUGACGGCAGUUUAAAUGAGAUAACCUAAGUUAUCAAUCUUGGCAAGCAGGCAGCUUUUGCUAGGAAUAUGCCUCCGCAACUGUCGAAGAUUCUUUUUAAGAAGGGUAUAUACAAUCCCUUCUUCUAUUAGUCACUCCAUUUCAAAUUUAUAGAUACUAGAUUCAGGUCUCGUGUAGCAAAAGCUGCUUUUGGUAUAAUAUUGGUUAUAUUGAACCAAAUCUACGAUAAUUUGUAGGAUUGUCAAUUCCCAUUUAAGAGCGGGUGGGUUAUAAUGUCAUUUGCAAGCCAUAGUAAGAUACAUGUGGUCACAAAAACUCAUUUGUAGUGGUAUUGGAGCAUCAUUAUAUGUUCUUUUUGUAAUAUUAUUCUAUUGAUUAUGGUGGAAUUUGUCAUUUGUGAAUGUUCUCGUU